This is a messenger RNA of Lactuca virosa, 824 nucleotides long. NCBI's taxonomy places the organism in Eukaryota, Viridiplantae, Streptophyta, Magnoliopsida, Asterales, Asteraceae. The record is from the annotation of a GenBank genome assembly.
CACCACCCAAAAUUGCCCAAAAAAUGUCCGAUCAGCUCUCCGACAACCGCAACAAACAACCGUGGCUCCGCCACUUCUCCGAUCAAAAUGACUACACCCAAUCACCUUCUCCUUUCAACCGCCGCAGCUACUACCCCGAUCAUUCCGCCAUUAACGGCCCUGGGGAACAUCCUCCCCUCCACCGUCACCAACCCAUCAACAAUUUUGCUAAACCACCACCCACCACCACCAAUCUGCGUUUCGGCAUGUGGGGUCGCGGCGGUGCAAAAGCUUACUUCCGUUUUCACGGCGGAAUUGGUGACGGUUGUGGAGGUGUUGGUUGCCGGUCUACGAAAGAGAACACCAUAGCUCGGCCGCUGCAACUCUUUGAAGCCCUCAAUCCGGCUCAUUUGCAGAUUGACGUACUAAAGAAAGCAUGUGAGGGUGGUUUUGUGAAUCCGGCGAUCGGAAAGUGGUUUCCGCCGAUGGAAACAAGCGCCGGGACCGGAGUGUUCUUACCUGCGUAUCAAAAGAGGAUCGGUGUCACUAAAGUUGAUGAUUGCAAAACCAAUGCAAGUUGGAACGAAUUGAUAACAAGAAAGAACGAUUUAAGCUCUGAAUCAUGCUCCACAGGCAUGUAUGUUGGACAGAUGAAGCAAGAUGAAGAGAAGCGUUUUGGGGUGAAAGAAGAGGGUAAUGAAUUUGAUGAAAUCCCAAUAGAAUUGCUUUUACCUCCGGAAUGGACAUACUAAUGGUGUAAGUAAGACCUUGUAUACAAUGGUCGUUUCCUAUAUAAUAAAUAAAUAAAGCACCUUCAUUUUGUGUUGUAGGUGCCUUGUCUUUUA